CCCCCCCCUCCUUGGGUCGCCGCGAGAGAGAGAGAGUGGACGCGCCGGGGGUUUGAGGAGCAGAAGCGGGCUGUCCACAUGGUCCAACCACUGGCGUGAAAGUUGACUUCUUCCGAAAACCAGAGAACAGGUGCCAGUGAUGAUGGUGGAAUCAGCCUCUGAGACAAUUCGAACAACGCCGUCCAACCAGAACGGAGUCAGCAGCCUCAGCAGCCAAUCAGACGGAGGAGGAGGUAGAGAGGGUGGAUCCAAUGGAGACACCAACGGAGAGAUCAGUCCAGUCGACUUACUGCACCUGCAGCAACAACAGGCGAUCCAGGCAGCAAGACAGUUCCUCCUCCAGCAGGCCUCUGGACUGAACUCCCCUGGCAGCAACGAGGUCAAACAGAGCGCUGUGCAGUUGCCUGUCUCCAUGGCUAUGAUGAGUCCGCAGAUGAUCACUCCACAGCAGAUGCAACAGCUCUUGUCUCCCCCUCAGCUCCAGGCCCUGCUGCAGCAACAGCAAGCUUUGAUGCUACAGCAGUUACAGGAGUACUACAAAAAGCAGCAGGAGCAGUUGCAUAUCCAGCUUCUGACUCAGCAGCAGCAGCAUCAGCAGCAGCAGCAGCAGCAGCAGCAACAGCAGCAGCAGCAGCAGCACGCUGGGAAACAAGCAGCGAAAGAGCAUUUAGGCAAUAAGCAGUUGGCCUUCCAGCAGCAGCUGAUCCAGAUGCAGCAGCUUCAACAGCAGCACAUCCUCAACCUCCAGAGACAAGGACUGGUCCCAAUGCAGCCCACCGCUGCCAUGCAGUCUCUGCAGCAAGCGAUGUGUCCGUCAGACCUCCAGCAGCUGUGGAAGGAGGUGUCAGGCGUGCAGAGCAGCGAGGAGGCCCUGAAACAGGCAGAGGGCCUGGACUUGAGCACCAACUCUACCUCAGCCUUCCCCAAAGCUGCCAGCGCUCACAUCCCACUGCACAGCCUGCACAACGGACAGAGCCACACCCCAAAGAGAGACAGAGCCAGACUGUUUGAGUGGAUAUCCUCCUUCACCAAGGCAGACAGCGGAGAUGACCAUGUCCCCCUUUACUCCAAAGGAAGCCAACCCCCCAGCCAUCAUGAGGAACAUGCAGGCUCCCAUCCACUUUACGGCCAUGGAGAGUGUAAAUGGCCCGGCUGUGAAGCACUGUGUGAGGACAUGGGACAGUUCAUCAAGCACUUGAACAAUGAGCAUGCCCUGGAUGACCGCAGCACCGCUCAGUGCCGAGUCCAGAUGCAGGUGGUUCAGCAGCUGGAAAUACAGCUGGCGAAAGAGAGUGAGCGACUCCAGGCCAUGAUGACCCACCUGCACAUGCGCCCCUCAGAGCCAAAGCCUUUUAACCAACCUCUGAACCUGGCUUCCAGUGGCUCUCUGUUGAAGCGGGACAGCGAUGCCUACUCAGAGGGCCUUCAGCACCCCCCCACCUCGGCCGCCACCCCCAUCACCCCGCUGCGCCAGGGACCCUCGGUCAUCAGCUCCUCCAGCCUGCACUCACACUCCCACUCCCACACGCACGGUGUCGGGCCCAUACGGAGGCGCAACUCCGACAAGUAUUGCACCCCCAUCGCCUCAGAGCUGGCUCAGAACUGUGAGUUCUACAAGAACGCUGAUGUCAGGCCUCCCUUUACCUACGCCUCUCUUAUACGUCAUGCCAUUCUGGAGUCCCCAGACAGACAGCUGACUCUCAAUGAAAUCUACAACUGGUUUACACGGAAGUUCGCCUACUUCAGGAGAAACACAGCAACAUGGAAGAAUGCUGUGCGCCACAACCUGAGUCUGCACAAGUGUUUUGUUCGUGUUGAGAACGUGAAGGGAGCCGUGUGGACUGUGGAUGAAGUCGAAUACCAAAAGAGGAGACCACCAAAGAUGACCGGAAGUCCCACUCUGGUGAAAAAUAUGAUUUCAGGCCUGGGCUUUGGAUCCCUAAACGCUAGCUACCAGGCGGCGCUGGCAGAGAGCAGUCUGUCCAUGCUGAACAGCUCUCCCCUGGUGAGCCCUCCGUCUGCAGCCAGCCUCAACAUGCUGCACGUGGGCCACGACGAUGUCAGCUCCACUGUGGAGCAGGUCAACAGCAACGGCAGCUGCAGCCCCACGCUCAGCCCUCACCAGUACAGCCACCCGGUGCAUGUGAAGGAGGAGCCCACUGAUGUGGAUGAGGACGGUCGGCCAGUAUCCCUCAUGGUUGGGGUCACACACAACAUGCCAUUGCCGAGCGACGAGCGCGAUCUGGAGGAGGAUCUUCCCAACGAGGACCUGGAGUAGGACAGAUCCUAGAACGGACCAGAGGGACGGGAC
Molecule: messenger RNA, 2311 nt
Organism: Pleuronectes platessa (European plaice)
Lineage: Eukaryota; Metazoa; Chordata; Actinopteri; Pleuronectiformes; Pleuronectidae
Gene: foxp4
Product: forkhead box P4
Exons: 18
Coding region: 140-2278 (712 amino acids)
Biological process (GO): regulation of transcription by RNA polymerase II
Cellular component (GO): nucleus
Molecular function (GO): DNA-binding transcription repressor activity, RNA polymerase II-specific; RNA polymerase II cis-regulatory region sequence-specific DNA binding
Source: RefSeq, a predicted model, not a curated record